Populus euphratica (Euphrates poplar) is the source of this 684-nucleotide messenger RNA. RefSeq names its product putative esterase C31F10.02. The coding region runs from base 125 to 520 and encodes 131 amino acids. The record is from RefSeq and is a predicted model, not a curated record. Lineage: Eukaryota; Viridiplantae; Streptophyta; Magnoliopsida; Malpighiales; Salicaceae. Gene Ontology annotation, molecular function: fatty acyl-CoA hydrolase activity. The transcript is spliced from 2 exons.
GUGUGGCUGUGCUUAAGAUGAAAUUUUGUAUCUACCAUCCCAUCCCCAAACACACGGUCUCUUCCCCAAAACGUAAACUCAUUUACAGGUAAGGAUCAGAUCUGUUAGAAGGAGAAUAGACGAAAUGGAUUUGGAAUCUGUGAGGAGAUACAUAGAGAAAGGAGGACAUGAAGAUGACAAGAGAGCAUCAAAAAUUGAAGAAAUGCGAUUCUUUGAAAGUUUCGUAAUGGAAGGCCUUCAUAUUGAUCUCAUCGAACCUGGGCGUGUUGUUUGCUCCAUGAAAGUCCCUCCUCGUCUUCUGAACGGCAGCGAUUGCUUGCAUGCUGGGGCUAUAGCAAUGCUGGUUGAUGUGGUAGGGUCAGCUGCACUGGUCGCAGCAGGAGUGUUCUUAACAGGAGUUUCUGUGGAAAUUAAUGUUUCAUACUUGGAUGCUGCUUAUGCUGAUGUGGGUAUCAUUCCCUCCUCGCUAUUUUUCGAUAAUCGUUUCUUUGUGUUAAUUUUAUUUCUUCAAUACAAUUGAUAGCACAAUUCCAACCAUAAUUUCUUGAAUAUUUAACAGAGUGGAUAAGGAAAUCUUUUUCAAAUCAAAGAAUUGUUAAAUGCAUUUUAUUAUGGAUAAACAUGUUGACUUACCUAUGUCUGUUGUUUCUUUUGGUAACGGUGUCCAUGCUAGGCCUAAUUGAU